Culex quinquefasciatus (southern house mosquito) is the source of this 3606-nucleotide messenger RNA. RefSeq names its product DNA-directed RNA polymerase III subunit RPC2 (gene RpIII128). The record is from RefSeq and is a predicted model, not a curated record. Gene Ontology annotation, biological process: DNA-templated transcription. The coding region runs from base 131 to 3535 and encodes 1134 amino acids. Gene Ontology annotation, cellular component: RNA polymerase III complex. NCBI's taxonomy places the organism in Eukaryota, Metazoa, Arthropoda, Insecta, Diptera, Culicidae. Gene Ontology annotation, molecular function: DNA binding; ribonucleoside binding; DNA-directed RNA polymerase activity. The transcript has 3 exons.
CUGUCAAACUGUAUCGCAUGCGAUCAAAACAAAAGUCGGUGCGUACGCGAGCCGCAUGGUUCUCAUUUUCGCCUUACAGGAAAUGAAAGCUCUUUAAUUGCUGGUUGUGGCAAGAUACAAUUUUCCGAAAAUGGGUCUCAACGAGAAGGACUGGGAUGCGGGCAGCAAGAACUUGAAAAAGGUGCAGAAAACGCUGGAGGACAAAUGGAAGCUGGUGCCGGCGUUCCUGCAGAUCAAGGGUCUGGUCAAGCAGCACAUCGAUUCGUUCAACUACUUCAUCAACGUGGACAUCAAGAACAUUGUGCGGGCGAACGACGAGGUCAAGAGCGAUGCCGAUCCGUGCUUUUACCUGAAGUAUCUGAACGUGGCCAUCGGGAUGCCGGACGUGGAGGAAGGCUUUAACAAUACCAAAUCGACGACGCCGCACGAGUGCCGGCUGCGGGACAUGACGUACGCGGCGCCGAUCACGGUGGACAUUGAGUACACGCGGGGCACGCAGCGGGUUGUGCGGAAUGGGUUGUUGAUUGGGCGGAUGCCGAUUAUGCUGCGGUCGUCGAAUUGUGUGCUCAGUGGGAAGUCCGAGUACGAGCUGUCGAAGGUGAACGAGUGUCCGCUGGAUCCGGGCGGUUACUUUGUGAUUCGUGGGACGGAGAAGGUGAUUUUGAUUCAGGAGCAGGUUUCCUGGAACAAGAUGCUGACGGAGGAUUACAACAACGUGAUCCAGUGCCAGGUGACGAGUUCGACGCACGAGAAGAAGUCGCGGACGAUUUUGCUGUCCAAGCAUGGCAAGUACUACCUGAAGCACAACUCGAUGACGGAGGAGAUUCCGGUGGCGAUCAUUUUCAAGGCGAUGGGGAUUGCGUCGGAUCAGGAGAUUAUGCAGCUGGUGGGGAUCGAUACGGAGACGCAGAAGCGGCUGGCGCCGUCGCUGUUGGAGGCUGCGAACCACAAGGUUUACACCCAGCAGCGUGCGUUGGAGUACAUGGGAUCGAAGUUGAUUGCGAAGCGGUUCACGACGGCGGCCACGAAGUACAAGACGACGGCGGAUGAGGCGCGGGAUUUGCUGGCGACGACGAUUUUGGCGCACGUCCCGGUGAACAACUUUAACUUUCAGGUCAAAGCGAUCUACGUGGCGCUGAUGAUCCGGCGCGUGAUGGCCGCCGAGCUGGACCGGUCGGCGGUGGACGACCGCGACUAUUACGGCAACAAGCGGCUCGAGCUGGCAGGUUCGCUGCUGUCGCUCAUGUUCGAGGACCUGUUCAAGCGCUUCAACUGGGAGCUGAAGAUGAUCGCCGACAAGAACAUUCCGAAGAUCAAGGCGGCCCAGUUUGACAUUGUGAAGCACAUGCGGGCGGCGUUGAUCUCGACGGGGUUGGAGACGGCGAUAUCGACGGGGAAUUGGACGAUUAAGCGGUUCAAGAUGGAGCGGGCGGGUGUGACGCAGGUGUUGUCGCGGUUGAGCUACAUUUCGGCGCUGGGGAUGAUGACCCGGGUGAACUCGCAGUUUGAGAAGACGCGGAAGGUUUCGGGACCGCGAUCGUUGCAGCCGAGCCAGUGGGGAAUGCUGUGUCCGUCGGAUACGCCCGAGGGUGAGGCUUGCGGGUUGGUGAAGAACUUGGCGCUGAUGACGCACAUUACGACGGAGGUGGACGAGGAACCUGUUAUUCGGUUGGCGUACAAUUCUGGGGUGGAAGAUAUUCGCUUGCUUGGAGGAGAGACGAUCAACAAUCCGAAGGUUUUUAUGGUGUUCAUCAACGGUAACAUUUUGGGAGUGACGAUCAUGUACAAGCGGUUGGUGGAGGUGUUCCGGAUGAUGCGUAGGAAGGGUUUGAUCGGGUCUUUUGUGUCGAUUCAUACGUCGUUUUCUCAACGUUGCGUUUAUAUUCACACGGAUGGGGGGAGAUUGUGCCGGCCGUACAUCAUCGUUCAGAACGGACAACCGCUGGUGAAGCAGGAGCACAUUGAGCAGUUGAAGGUGGGUUUGCGCAAGUUUGACGACUUUUUGCACGACGGGUUGAUUGAAUAUCUGGACGUGAACGAGGAGAACGAUUCGUUCAUCGCGUAUCAGGAGCUUGAUAUUGAUCCGGAGAAGACGACCCACCUGGAGAUUGAACCGUUUACGCUGUUGGGAGUUUGCGCUGGGUUAGUUCCGUACCCGCACCACAACCAGAGUCCCCGUAACACGUACCAGUGCGCUAUGGGUAAGCAAGCGAUGGGAAUUAUCGGGUACAACCAGAAGAACCGGAUCGACACGUUGAUGUACAACAUUGUCUACCCGCAAACGCCGAUGGUGCGCUCGCGGACGAUCGAGUUGACCAACUUUGAUAAGCUGCCGGCCGGGCAGAACGCCACGGUCGCAGUUAUGAGCUACUCCGGGUACGAUAUCGAAGAUGCGUUGAUCCUGAACAAGGCCUCGAUCGAUCGCGGCUACGGACGCUGUCUGGUGUACAAAAACAGCAAGUGCACCAUCAAACGGUACAGCAAUCAGACCUUCGAUCGCAUCAUGGGCCCCAUGAAGGACUCGCUCACCAACAAGAUCAUCUUCCGGCACGAGUGUCUCGACACGGACGGAAUCAUCUCCCCUGGCGAGAAGGUCUCGUCCAAACAGACCAUGGUCAACAAGGAAAUGCCAGCCGUCAAAUCCAUCAACCCGAUCGAACAGAAAGAGUCCGGCCAGCAGCCGAUCGCGUACAGCGGCGUCCCGAUCACGUACAAGGGCACGGAACCGAGCUACAUCGAAAAGGUCAUGGUUUCAACGAACAACGACGAAGAGUUCCUCGUCAAGAUCCUGCUGCGUCAAACACGCCGUCCGGAGAUUGGCGACAAGUUCAGCUCGCGCCACGGCCAAAAAGGCGUCACCGGUCUGAUCGUCGAGCAGGAAGAUCUGCCCUUCAACGACUUUGGCAUGUCGCCGGACAUGGUGAUGAACCCGCACGGCUUCCCGUCCCGUAUGACGGUCGGCAAAACGCUCGAACUGCUCGGCAGCAAAGCUGGCGUCCUCGAGGGCAAAUUCCACUACGGAACCGCUUUCGGCGGCUCCAAAUGCCAAGAUCUACAGGACGAACUGUUCAAGAACGGGUUCAACUACCUCGGCAAGGACGUCUUCUACUCCGGAAUCACCGGCGAACCGCUCGAGGCGUACAUCUACUCCGGUCCCGUCUACUACCAGAAGCUCAAGCACAUGGUGCAGGACAAGAUGCACGCCCGAGCGCGCGGUCCACGCGCCGUCCUCACCCGUCAACCGACGCAAGGUCGUAGCCGCGAGGGAGGUCUCCGGCUGGGCGAGAUGGAACGCGACUGUCUGAUUUCGUACGGCGCCUCGAUGCUGAUCAUGGAGCGGCUCAUGAUCUCGUCGGACGCGUUCGACGUGGACGUUUGCAACGUGUGCGGCCGGCUCGCGUAUUCCUCGUGGUGCCACAACUGCCGCUCGUCGGCCAGCGUGUCCAAGAUAUCGAUGCCGUACGCGUGCAAGCUGCUGUUCCAGGAGCUGACCAGCAUGAACAUCGUGCCGCGGCUGAAGCUGCAGAAUUACUAAGGUACGUCACUAUUUAUCGUUUUUUCUCUUUUAAAUUUGUCCAGAAAUAAAACUACUUGAAGUCAGCUGAA